Orbicella faveolata is the source of this 1874-nucleotide messenger RNA. Its product is annotated as leucine-rich melanocyte differentiation-associated protein-like. The record is from RefSeq and is a predicted model, not a curated record. Gene Ontology annotation, biological process: melanocyte differentiation. NCBI's taxonomy places the organism in Eukaryota, Metazoa, Cnidaria, Anthozoa, Scleractinia, Merulinidae.
UCACGAGAGAUCAAAAGAUCAGAAAAAUUACAUCAUGAACAUAUAUAAACACGGGCAGCAACUGAAACUGGAAACAAGCUGAAGAGGGAUAUUGGUAAAAGACUUAAAACUCGUGACGGUAAAAAUUGGUAAAACACGUGAGUGACGUGACGCUCUGUGUCAUUGAUGACAGCGUGACGGACCCGUGACCUUAACGUGACGUGAACGGAUCUACAUUCAUUUGUGAAGUUCAAAGUAUAGAAGGCUAAAAGAUCGGAAUAUAUUUUCAUGCUUGGGCCAGAUGUCAAUUCUGUUCACAGUGUCUUUAUCCUCAAUUCAAUGUCCCUGAUCUCCCACAAUGUAAACGAUCAUUUUCGUGAGAGUGGGUGCCUGGGGGCAUCAAUCGUCUUGUCCAGUCUACUCCCGGGAACAGGAAGUAAUAGGCCUGGUACCGAAUUCACAGCCAUGCAAAACAUGAUCGACAUGAGGUAACUCACAAAUUCUGCGACGCUUUUGUGGUCUUUUUAACUGAAAGAUGGAAAAUCCCGAAGCAGCUGUGGUGCUUAAUGGUUCUCAGUUGUCGUUUGUUGGCCAAGAGGCUGAGAGCAUGCCAGGAAUUAUUGGAAGCAAAUAUGGGAAGGUGAUCACAAGAUUGGAUCUGAGCUCCAAUCAGCUAAGAACACUUAAUGGCCUCAACAGUUUUGUGAAACUUGAGGAACUCAUCCUUGAUAACAACCAGCUGGGAGAUGACAUGGAAAUUCCUGAAUUGACUCAUUUGCACACACUCACAUUAAACAAGAAUAGAAUAGCCAAUCUAGAUGUACUCUUGGACAAGAUUUCCAAGAAUCUCCCUUCGUUAAAGUACAUUAGUCUGCUAAAUAACCAAGCCUGUCCAAACGAGCUCUCAUCUUCACUCAGGGACGAGGAAGACUAUCAGCGAUACAGAUAUUACAUCCUUUAUCGCUUGCCGAAUUUAACAUUUCUCGACUCAAGACCUAUUAAAAAGGAGGAGAAGGAUGAAGCACAGAGAGUGGGUGCAUACAUGAAGAUUGUGGCUCCUUCCUCUGAUGAGUUGGCUUCUCAGUACGAAGAGAGCAUGGAAAGACCACAUUACACUCCAUUACCCAACAACUCCAUAACCCCAGGAGAUCACAGAGGAACCUUUGGGCGUAGCCGGUUCAUCUACCAAGGCAAGCAUUCAGAAGGAAACAGAUUUAUAAGAAACAAUGAACUUUAAGUCGUGUGGGCACUUUAAGUAUUAUUUUAUAACAAAUUAUUUUAGUUUUUAAGUUAAAGGCUGGGAGUACUGAAAAGAUGCAAUGGGAGAAUACAGUCAACCUCCUAUAAGUGGAUUGGCUUGGGACAUGAAAAAGUAUUCGUGUAAGGGAGUUGGCUGUGGGAUGGGAGGUCAUACAUGAAGUGUCUCGAUAAUUAUAUAAAGUGGCGACGAGAUGAUCACUAAGUGUCUAUUAACAAGAGGUGUCUGCCUUUGGGUGACCAGUGCAUUAGUGGGGUACAACUGUACAUGUUUGUCCUGGCACUUUGCCUCCCUCACAAUUCAGUGUGGUAUUCAAUAGGCUACAUAUCAGACUAAGCCAACUGCUGGUAAAGUUUGACUUCAAUGUAGGAUUAGGGUUUUAUUUUUAUGUCGCAAAAAUGAAACUUAAUAAGGUCUAACCAUUAGACUUGCUGACUGAAUGAGUCAAUCAGCAUUCUAAGCCAUAAUUCCUGUUUUAGAUUUUGCUCUGGAUUGUAUAGAGUUGUACAAGUGUUUUUUCUUUUUUUUUUUGAAGUUGCAGAACUCAGCUUACGCUGACAGUCAGCUAACAGUUAAAUGUAAAACCAUUUUUCAUGUUAACGAAUUAUUAUUAAAGAAGACACAUGUGUUGCCUAUA